CACGCUGUACAACCCUAAAGUUGGCCUCCGCCAGCCCAACCUCUGCCGACUUGUCAUCAACACAGCACCCCAUCCCACUCUGACUGCCGCACCAAUCAUUGGUGAAGUUGUUAGACCCAGCUUCACAAAUCCCCUCUUUUUUUUUUACCACCCAUGAAAAAAAGGGAACUUUGUGUGUAUAUAAUUCUAGCGGGAUUUGAAAAUCAUUUUACUCAGUAGUGAUUAAAAAAUGCUUGGGGUAGUAGCAAUUUCCACACCAAUUUGGCUCUCAUCUCCCAUCAAAUUCAGUUCCUGCAAUUCCAAACCCAGAAUCUGUUUUUCAGAGGAAAUUUCAACAAACCCAGUACCGAAACGGAGCAAAAUCCACACUUCCUCUCUCUUAUCCACAUUUCCUUAUCGUUUCUCUCUCCAGAAGGAUUACAAUUUGCACACCCAUUUGUUGCCCAAAGCUGCUUCGUCUUCCUCAAUUGGAAGUGCAGAAUACACAGAGGAACCUGCUACCAGUGUGAAAUUUCAGAAGUCAAUAAGCAUCCCGGGUUGCUCGACUCCAUUGUCUUUACUUGGCAAUGGAUAUAGGGAGAAAGUUUUUGCAAUAAUUGGUGUUAAGGUCUACGCUGCAGGAUUAUAUGUGAAUCAAUCUAUAAAAAGUAAAUUAGAUGCUUGGAAAGGGCGAUCAGCUGCCGAAAUUCAAGGAGAUUCAUCUCUGUUUGACUCAAUUUUCCGAUCUCCUCUGGAGAAAUCAUUACAUAUUGUCCUGGUAAGAGAUGUUGAUGGUAAAACCUUCUGGGGUGCAUUGGACGAUGCCAUCUCCCCAAGAAUCAAAACACCCAAUCCUGUUGAUGAAACCGCUCUCUCCACAUUUCGUAACAUCUUCCAAGGGCGACCUCUUAAGAAAGGAACUUUCAUAUUUUUGACUUGGCUGGUCCCAGGCAAAAUGCUUGUUUGCGUAUCAUCUGAUGGGUUGCCUACUGACGUGGAUGCUACAAUAGAGUCGAUGAAUGUAACACUGGCCCUUUUUGAUGUAUUUUUGGGAGCUGAUCCAGUUUCUCCUUCACUGAAAGCUUCGGUUUCCAAUGGGUUGCAGACAAUCCUCAAGUAAAAACCGUGACAAGUUAGAUCCUUAAUCGUUUUUCUUUUUCUUGCGAUGAAGGUAGAUUCAGUAAUUCAUGAAUUUGCUGCAUUAACUUGAGUUGCUGUAAGUUUUUUUGUAUCCGUCCAUGUAGACCAGGAAAAAAAAUUCAUGGAUUAAAAGUAAAUAUAACAAGUAUGUUCUGUUCUAAAAAAGAUCAAGAAUUUGAUAGAA
Molecule: messenger RNA, 1303 nt
Organism: Cornus florida
Lineage: Eukaryota; Viridiplantae; Streptophyta; Magnoliopsida; Cornales; Cornaceae
Product: fatty-acid-binding protein 3, chloroplastic
Exons: 5
Coding region: 230-1099 (289 amino acids)
Biological process (GO): fatty acid metabolic process
Cellular component (GO): chloroplast stroma
Molecular function (GO): intramolecular lyase activity; fatty acid binding
Source: RefSeq, a predicted model, not a curated record